UAUUUAUUCCGCGCGCGUGUCCUAUCUUCGAUUACACAAUGGCAACAAAUGUAUCCAGCUUCAAUAUCAGUUGCCCAGAGAAACAACAACCGAUGUCAAUACUCCGAUUCAAACUUCACUGCGCAUGUCUCACCGGAAACGGUCACGGUUUUGAAACUGAACCCUUCAACUUCCAUGUUGGUACCUUUCUCAAUAGAUUUGAAUGUGUAUUUCAGCCCUCGUUGAGUUGGAAUGGACCCAUAGUUUCACAUUACGGCAUUUAUGGAAAAAAGCCGCUCACGUGAGCUUUGUUUACUUCCUCUGAUUUGUUCAUGCACGUGUAAAGAAAGGCAUAACUAUGGCAACCAAUACCUUUAGUCCAGAAGAAAUCCAGAGGAUUCUGGGAUCUCUCCAAAGUCCUGCAGUCUUCCUCAACAUGACAUGUGAUUGGCCAGUGCUACUCUGGACUGUGGACUACCUGUCACGAUGCUUAGCAGGGAAGACUGUCAGGUUUAGAAUGGGAAGGAGACAGCACAACAACACACCUCUUUUUGAGACUCAGUGCUCAUAUGUAGAGGCUAAACUGGAGGAGUUUCUGUCCUGGACGGAGGGUCACACUGGAGCCGAAGAUGUUGGCUCUUUCUCUGACUACCCUCUCUCACAGUUCUGGGCCUAUGCAGACUACAAGUACAUUGCACUUCUGCUUCAAGACAAGCCCUCCAUGUUUGAGGACAUCGUUUGGUCACAGUUUGGGUUCCCGGGUCGCAAUGGGAGAGACAGCACACUGUGGAUCGGUACAGACGGAGCUAGUACACCGUGCCACCUGGACACCUAUGGUUAUAACCUGGUUCUACAGGUCCAAGGAAGGAAGCGCUGGCACCUGUUCCCCCCAGCAGACACUGGCUGUCUGUACCCCACCAGGAUCCCCUAUGAAGAGUCCAGCGUGUUCAGCCAGGUGGACGUGCUCCAGCCAGACCUUGAGAGGUUCCCGUCCUUCAGGAACGCCAGGGCCCACACAGUCACUCUGCAGCCUGGACAGGUGCUGUUCGUCCCAAGACACUGGUGGCAUUUUGUGGAGUGCGUCGACCCCGUUACUGUCAGCGUCAACUCCUGGAUUGAACUGGAAGUUGAUGACGAGGCGAGGGUAGGCGAGGCCCUCACCAAAGCCAUCGUCUGUGCUCUGAAGACAGCGCCCAGCAAGGACAAUGAUGAUGACUGGCUCAAUCCCACUGAGGAUGGGUUGCUGGGACAUGACGUGAACAUGCAGUACCUGAGCCUGGCGAUGGAAGCCUGCACGGUGCGAGGUCACCACGACAGACAGCAUGAGGACAUCCCAGCAGGAGUCGGUCCUGGGUCCAAGCGGGACUCAACAGGCCAAGCCAAGAACGCCAGCCCCUCAAAUCCCCCAGCCCAGGGCUCUUCCUCACCGUUCAACGUGCCCUUCGGCCCCCACCUCGUCGCCGUGACCAGGAACCGAAUUGGCAAACUGGAAACCACAGAGCAGCACCCCGAAGACAAAGACGGCCAAGCACCAAUCAGAGAAGGUCACAUGAUCAGGCCUGGCAGCGGAACACAAAGGAGCAGACCCGGUAGUGGGGGCAGAGCCUGGGACCAGCAUGGGGGGGGAGGCGUGGCCUGCUCCAGUCCAGCCUCUGACCCCCCGUUGUCUCCGGGGCCUGAGUUCGGAGGGGGAGGAAAGCCGUCCCCUGUGGACAGAGACCAGGGUGAGGGCAGGGAAGCACACCGCCGUGCUGUCUCCAUCACAACAAACCAACUACUGGAGUGCCUAGUCCACCCCGAGGUCAUCGCCAGAGUCACCGAGCUCCUGCUAGAGAGACAGGGGCAGACCGGGCCCAGCCAAAGCAACACCGCUUCAUAGCAUUCCAGUGUUCAUACUGGCGCACUGUUCUAAGUGAAUGCCAACCUACUAGGCUUCAUACUAAGUGGUAAGACAGAUGUUGCAGUAACCUAAAACUCACCAGAGGUUUAAGAGAUCACUAAUGUCAAUAGUUUUGGAUGCAGCUGAUCAAUAACACCUGGAUCCGACCAGAAUGAUCGUGGCUUCGUAGAAAACUGUAUAUAAAGGUAUGUCUCUGUGUUCUAAAGGGGGAAAUGAGCUUACAUGAAUAGGUAUAUAGUAUUAUACUCAAGUGGGUUGACUACGUACGGUGGUGAUGGUACAGCAUGAUGUUAAUAAUACCUCAUACAUGCUUUUAGUUCCUCUAAUGGAGCCAUGAUCUCUACUUUUCCGGUGUCAAAAGAAGGCAAAAGGAAAAAGAAAAAAGUAUGGCCUACUCAUUUCUAGAUUUUCCAAUCCACUUUUUCUACUCCCAUUUCUAUGGUUUAUUGUAGUGCGUUACACUGAUUUAUAUGACUAUUAGAAUCUUGGCAGAUAAUUUUCACGAGGUCAUAUCCAUGAACCAUUGUUACAUUAUGACCAUGUUUUGUUGCCUUGUGCUAUAUUCUCGACAGAAAACAGCGCUCCAAAAUAGCACUUAAAAUGUAACUUUAAUCUGUGUAAUAAUAACAGUAAUAUAUCACUGCUAAUAUACAGUGGUAAAAUGUAAUACUUCUUCUGGCGUUUCAUUCCCAAGCUGGCAGUUAUCACACAACAGCUCUGCUUUUGACCUUUUGGGGUCCAGGGAGAAUGGCAGCCUGUUCUGUGAGUGAUUAAUGAAGGUUGUCUAAGGAGUGAUGGAUGUGAAAUGUACCAGGUACGAGGAAGUUGUGUGUUUUCUUCGUCUGUCUGUAGUCAUGGAUCUGUGAUAAGGGAAGUGAACAGCAAGUGCCAAAGCUAUGAAUAAAUAACAACAAUCAAUGUACACAG
Esox lucius (northern pike) is the source of this 2806-nucleotide messenger RNA. RefSeq names its product hspb associated protein 1 (gene hspbap1). Lineage: Eukaryota; Metazoa; Chordata; Actinopteri; Esociformes; Esocidae. The record is from RefSeq and is a predicted model, not a curated record. The transcript has 8 exons. Gene Ontology annotation, molecular function: 2-oxoglutarate-dependent dioxygenase activity. Bases 338 to 1858 code for a protein of 506 amino acids.